AGUUUGCGAGUAUUUUUUUACCCUCCACUCCCUGGGGAUGAUAUUAUUACCGCGUAGACUUCAGCCGCCGUACCUACUAGUGCAGAGAAGACUUUUACGUUUGUCAGAAGACAUAACCAAAAWUACAAGAUGUGCAUGUAUUGAAUUCAAUAGAAUAUCGAAAUGUCAAGCAAUAAGGAUUUAGUUUCCUUCUUGCCGAGCAAAACUGCAAACGUUGUGUAAUUCAAAGAUCAAAGAAUCAAAAGAUUGGUGGCUGACAUGUAGCCUGUCUGCAAAGUGAGCAAGGAUUUUGAAUCAUGAGUGUAACAAAGAACUCAAACACUGGGUAUUUACACAACCUUUGUAGCCGAGGUGCAGUAAAGGAAAUUACUAAGUACCUAAAAGAAUCCUUGAGCAGUGCAAACCAAUUAGAAGAACGAGUUGGUUUCCUUGGUUACACGCCUCUGCAUGAAGCAACGCAUGGAGGACAUGUAUCUGUGGUUCGAUUGCUACUGUUGUAUGGAGCAAAUCCUAACACUACAGCUAAUGGCUUCUACACUUGCCUGCACAUGGCUGCAUCCAUGGAUAAUGUGGAGUGUGUCGAGGAAUUGAUCAAACAUGGGGCUAAUAUUGAAAGUCAGGAUGAGUUUCGGAAAACUCCUUACGAGACUGCCGUCAUCCAUAGAUGUAGACAUACUGCACAACUCCUUAAAAGUGCAGAAAUCAAAAAGAUGGCCAAAGAUAAUGACCCAAGGUUAAAAGAAACAGUAAGAAACCUCAAACCAGAGGACAUCUCUCCAACAUGUCUACAAGAAGCCCUUGAAAUCGCUUGUCAAAGAGGUCAUGUUAAUGCAAUCAAUUAUAUUAUCUUGGCUGAUGACAAAGAGACUCUUAAACUCAACGACUGCAUCCAGAUUACAUUAAGAUUCAACUAUGUACAGGCAUUGUCUGUGUUGCUAGUUUGUUUUGCAGCACAAAAAGGCUAUAUUGAGAUGCUAGGGUAUCUGUUAGAUAUUCCACAAACACAACAACAAAAAGAUGCUUCACUUUUACAGCUUCCCCAUUCAAAGAUGUGUCAUCCCCACAUUAAUUACAUCAGGAGCUACCUAAAGGACAAAGAAAUAUUCAAUGUUGCUGUCCCCAUAAAGAUAGCAACUCACAAAAAGCACAAAAAUGCCACAAGGAUUCUUCUUCUCUGCACCAACUGCGACAAGAACACCAAACAAAUAGAUUGGAGAAAACUGGGUUUACACGAGAUUGAUCCUUCAUGGUUCAAAGACAUUAGAUGGGCAGAAAAGCUUUUCUUACUCCACAAUAUGCUUUCAACCAUACCCAGUAAUAUCAUAGACUUACACAGGCUUUGUAGGCUUGAUCUUCAAAACAACCAGCUGCAUCGAAUACCAAGCGGCCUGCUAAAAAUGAAUUGUUUAAGAACUUUGAACUUGUCGAAAAACAAGUUGACAGAGCUUCCAAAAAAGUGCCAUUGGUCACCGUCUCUGAACACUCUCGAUCUAAGUGAUAAUUUUUUGGACUCUUUGCCAGAGAAUAUGGGCAGAGCAAAACUCAGAACUCUGUCUAUUGCAAGAAAUAACUUUUAUGAUGUUCCUGCCUGUGUUUGCAAGAUUUUAACCCUUGGAAAGUUAGACUUGUCUGGGAAUAGGAAUCUAAGAGAACUGCCCAAAGAAAUGGGUCGAUUGACUGAUAUUUAUUCUCUGAAACUGGAAAACCUUGAUCAGGUAACUGAUCCCCCAGACGAGAUCAAGAAGAACGGUACCAAGACAAUCAUGUAUUUACGUGCCAAACUACGUUCAUCUAAAGGAUAUUAUUCUAUGAAGUUGAUGUUGGUUGGUCGGGCUGCCCAGGGGAAAACCACCCUAAUGCAUCGUUUGAUGCUUGACUACAAUUACAACCUUAACAGCUGUACUAACGGAAUUUCAAUGGAAGAAUUUCGUCUGAGGAAGGAUCUGUUCCACAAAGAGUACAUCUUUAAAGUCUGGGAUUUUGGUGGCCAGGAAGACUAUUAUGCGACUCAUCAGUGCUUCUUGUCUACUCUCUCACUUUAUAUCCUUGUGUGGAAUCUAGAAGAAGGCGAAGAAGGUAUAGCCAAGCUGGAAGGCUGGCUGGACACCAUAUCCGCUCGGGCUCCUCGUUGUUCAUCGUUUAUUAUCGUGGGGACGCAUUUGGAUAAGAUUCGAAAAGACAGAGUGAAGUAUGACGAGGGCUAUGUCCGUAGGAUGCACGCGUUGGUGGAACAACUGCAGAAUCAGCCCAAGUACGCGAAUAUUGAUUUCAAGGCCAUAAAGGAGGUUAGCUGUGCAGUGGAUUCAAGAGAAGGUAUCGAUGACUUAAGGAUCACUGUUUAUGAUGCAGCUUGUUCAAUGCUGAAAACCGAUGGCCCCCAAACGGUAUCUGUGAUGGGAGAGCUGAUACCUCACAGUUACUUUCUGGUGGAAGAGCUUGUCCAAAACAAGAGAGACGAACUCAAGACAAUGAACAGGUUACCCAUCAUUCAUCGAGAAGCCUUCGAGGCUCUUGUCACAGACACAGUUAGAAGAGACUCCGAUGACGUAGAGGAUCCUAACGAUAUCAAAGAUGUAACUAACUUCUUAAACGAGAGAGGUAUUAUUAUGCAUUAUAAUGACCCUAACCAAGACCUUCAAGACUAUUUCUUCCUCGAUCCUUCCUGGCUGUGUGAUCUUAUGGCUCGUGUUGUCACCCUCAAACAGGCCAAUCCCCACAUUGAGAACGGUAUACUCCACCGCGACAAAUUUCAGUUCAUCUUCAAAGACGAAAGAUUCCCUUACGAUAACUACCCGCAAUUCGUGCGCCUGUUAAACCGCUUCCAGAUCGCAUGCUCACUGGAUGAAAACCGGCUUCUUGUGCCAUCAAAACUCCCUGAAGAAAAACCCGAGAAGAUAGUCGACAUCUCUCUGCUAUUUGUCACUAUAAAGCGUAAACAUUCUCUUCCGUUCAUUCCUUAUGGAUUUUGGGACAGAUUUAUAGCACGAUUUUUGUAUUACACAGAAGAUAUGCUAGCGUCUGGACUUGGCAGGCUUGGCAGUCCAUUAGGGCUGGAGAACCACAGUCGUUUUAUCGUAGAUAAAAGUUGCUGCAAGUGUCCUCUUCACACAAAGAAUGGUGAUUUGUUGGCUACUCCGGUCUCCCAGGAAGGUGUUUCUAUCAGCGACGAUGACGAAGAAAUGGUCGACGAGAUGGACAACGAUGCGGAUGAGUUUGCUUUGCGUGGUGUCUACAUCAAUGGAGACAGCGAGCAGCAGCACAAUGGAGUCUGGAUUAAUGGGCAGUGGUUUGGGAAUGCUGCUUCGGGCAGCAGAAGUGAUUCUGAUGUUGACUACAGCACCGAUGAAGAUGAGUGUUCUAGCUACGGUUACGGCUCACAGAGUGAUCACUAUACUCCGAGAAUCAUCCGGUGUAAGGAUUCAGCUUCUGGACGGAACGUGAUAAAAGGAAGUGCACAUCACAAGAAAAGCAAACGAUCAGACAAGAACUCACAAGAUCCUCUUUCUCAAAGCUUCAACGAGGCUGCUCUCAAAAGCGGUAGCCGCAUUGUAUCCCCUCCUCCUUCGAAAUCAAAUUCUCUUCCAUCGUCCUUCCCUGGUGAUUUCUUCGAAAACAAAAGUGAUAGUGAACAAGGGGUUCAAUCAAGUCCUUCCUUUGGGGAGAGGUCUCUGAGUAGCACGAAUGGCGGGAUUGGUUCAUUUGAGGAGGGGAACCAAGCAAGUGAGACAUCAGAAGAUCCAGGCCAGUCACGUGAUGUUCCUACUCAAACCUCAUCGUCGUCUGGUUCGAGUCUUUCAAGUCAAUCAUCAAACGGAAAACCCCAGUCAAAUCUUUCGUAUGAUGAAACUUCUUUGCCUGACACUGAUGGCCCGACUGGAUCCUUUGAAAACAGCGAUUCCUUGCAUGGCAGUAUUUCUUCAGAUGCUUUCAAACAAGAAGAUCAGUCAAGCAUCUCAAAUGAUGUCAAUUAUCAUGUUGCUGCAAAUGGAGAUCUUUCCGACCACAUCCAUCCUUCGACAGGUGUCCAUCAAGACAUUGAAGCAGUUAACAAUGAUCAUGAUACGUCUAAAAAGUUUAAAGAAAGCUCCUUGCCUAUCAAAACCCAACCAUUUCGUCAAGAGGAGAAUCACCAGAAACGUUCUUCCAACGUUUCAAACGUUGAUAUCACAUCAUCAAAUCCACUCUUGCCGAGCAUUGAACGAUAUCUGAAUAUUGAAAACACUGCAAAAAGUGGUGAAACUCCACGAUCGCAUCCAGAAAAUCAUCAAUUUGAAUAUGACGCAGAAGUCAGCGAUAACAUCGUGACGACACCUUCAAAUGAUGUCGAGGGUCGAGUAGAUCUGGUUGAGAAAACUGAAUCUUCUGAAAUGCCAGAAUCUUCGUUCGAUGAGAAAGAAGACGCUUUGAAAUCGUCUCAACCAAUCAACCCCAAGAAAGACGAGCUACUUGUUAAGCAAGGUCAUGAGAUAAAGAGACAAUCGAGGGGUUCCCAUAUUUUUCAAGACCUUGUUCACAGCGAUGACUGUCCAUUACACAGUGACUUUCCUUUUGACCAGAUACCGGACGUUCCUACUGAUCUGAGUACACUUAUAGACAAUAAAUUCCUUCAUUGCUGGCGCACGGGGAUAUGUCUACAUCACCCAAAACUCUUCUUUUCCAUAUCAACCAAGCCUGAUCCAAAUGAAAAAGGUCGAGCAUUAAUUGAAACAGAAGUCAGUCCAAGCCGUGUGGGCAGAAGAGUCCUUAACUACAUCGUAGACCACAUAGAUACCCUGACUCGGGAAUGGUAUCCGGAUCUUUCUGUAAGUGAUGGCGUUGGACCUAAAGUGAGACAGUUUAUUCCAUGUGUAAUCUGUGAAAGACUAGGCUUUAAGCCCUAUGACUUCUCUUUCGUCGAGUGCCAAAGACAGAGCUCAAAGUCAGACACCAUCCCAUGUCCAAAUCACAGCAGAUGGGACCUCAACCUCCAUCUUGUGUGCCCAGAUAUAAUGCUACAAGAUGUCGAUCCUGACUUAUUGCUGUCUGAAGGAGAAAUAAUGUAUAAUGAAAGUGAGUCCAAUCUCUUGGGUAAAGGUGGGUUUGGAAAAGUGGUUCGAGGAAAAUGCCGCAACCAGUUGGUCGCCAUUAAAUUCUUCAUUCAAAACGACGAGACAGAUCCCUUGAAGCAUUACUUUGAGGCAAGAAAGGAGUUGAAUGUUCUCCGCCGAGUCAGACAGCAUCCAUAUCUCAUCAGUAUCGUCGGUGUUUGUCUCAGACCUUUAUGCUUGGUUCUGGAACUUGCUGAGAAAGGUAGUCUACAAGAGUCUCUGUUCAGCUCGUUGGUCAUACAUAGGAUUGUCUUGUACCGAGUUGCUUAUCAGGUCGCAGAUGCCAUCUCGUACUUACACUCACUGGGUGUCAUCUACCGAGAUUUGAAGCCCGAAAACGUUCUCGUUUGGUCUUUAGAUGAAAGGGAUGAUCUUCAUGUUAAGUUGAUCGACUUUGGAACUGCUAAUUUUGCAACGUCCACUGGUCUGAUUUCUUGCAAAGGCUCACUUGGUACAAAAGCACCAGAAAUGCUUGACCUAAGAAAGGAAGGAUACACUAUGCAAGUAGAUGUGUAUUCCUAUGCAAUUCUGUUGUAUCAGAUGGUACUCCGAAAACAACCUUUCCUCGAGAUUGACUCGGAGGCUUCUGUGAAUGCAGCGGUCACGAGAGGAGAGAGACCAAAAUGGAAAGACUCGAAAUUAACAAGAUAUGGAUUUCCAAGCCUGACGGAGCUUAUGCUUCAGUGUUGGGUGAGCAAACCAACAAGGAGACCAAGAGCUGAACAAAUUGCUCAGCAAGUACGUAUGCCUCCCUUCCAAGCGCUUCUUGGUAAACAACCUAUUCCUUCUCCACAGUCUGUGCGUCAUGCGUGUGUUGUACCCGACACCAAGGAGUUAUGGCUUGGGUGUUAUGACCAUAAAUUGAACAAGAUCCUCAUAUUCGACUGUAAUAACUUGGAUUUGAAGCAUACUUUCUCUGUAAGCAGUUAUCAAGACCAUGCUUUGCACCAAGUCCAGGCUUUGCACCACGUCGGUGAUCUGAUGCUAAUUGCUUUCAGAGGUUUAGACGUGAACGUCCUUAAUGCUUAUUCCACAUCUCCUCGCUACAAGCUUGUCUGGAGCAUUCUGUUGAAUGAGCAGGCCACUUGUAUUGCCUCUGACGACUCAUAUGUUUACGUAGGGAUGAACGAGGGCUAUGUUCGGUGCAUUUGCAAGAAAGACUUCAAAAAGCCCGAGAGGAAACGAAACGACCGCAUGAUCAAAGUUGAACGGCAUUGCGUUCUCUCCAUGAUUGCCACUAUCGAGAAGCUCUGGAUUUCAUCCAGCAAAUACAUAUUUACCUACUUCACGAAGACUGCCGAGAUGGAAGCGUUUGACAUGGAAUCAAUGUGGUAUGGGGGUCCCUUGGGGAUGGAGAUGAAACCUCAAACUCAAGUCUCCCAUCUGACUUCAUCCUUUGAUAAACAAAGUGUAUGGAGCACUUGUAGAUCUGUGUUGACAAAAUGGUGUGUGGAAAAGAGACGGACUCUUACCACGAUGGACUGCGCUCCUGUGAUCCAGGCUAUCAGCAAUAGUUCUGUGCUACAGGAGAGUGAUACUUGUAUUGUGUGCAUUCUUCCUGUGAUGGACACAAUCUGGCUGGGGACAGCUGGAGGAUACAUUUUAAUCUUCAGCUCGGAGGAUCUAAAGCUUUUAACGUGGUUUCAUCCCUUUGGAGAGGUUCGUACGCUUUCUUACUGUAUUGGUCCAGGUCCUUGUGGAACAGAACAAUGCUUUGUAAUCAGUACUGGAAAAAGCGUUCGGGCUGAGGGGUUCGGAACAAGCAACCCUGUGGUCUGCCCACUUACCCUUGAAAGACUCAGAGAAGUCCCGGACGAGUUAUCCUUCAUGGCCACAAAAGAGGAGUCUACUAGAAGCAGGCGACGAAGCACGGGAUCAAGAUCUACAUUCUAUCAUCCAAUAGGAAAUGAAACGGAAUUAAUGUCUAAAUGUUCUAUGCUGGUCUGGGAGGCUUUUCCGGCCAACGUGUUUGAAAGAAUGGAAGCGAAAAGUGGAAGAUGCCCACUAGUAAUUCAACAGGAAUGUCAAUCCGGUGACUAAAUAAAUAAUAUACAAAUAGAGUACAAUUAUUGUUACUAAACCUUGCAUCAGACGUUUUUAAAAGUAUACAUGUGUGACGCAAAAAAUAGUAUAAAAAGAUGAAGGUUGGUCACAUAGUUUUAUAAAUGUGCAAUGAUUUUAUGGUCACUGAGAUUCCUAAUAGACAAAAUGCUUUGCCAUAGAAAAGUGAGCAAGAGACUAAAAUAUGUAACGCCUUACCAUCGACGAAUGUUUUACGUGCCGAAACUGAAGACGUGUUUUUACAUCGAACAUUUAGGAUUACAUUUGAUAGGAUGAAAAUAGUAUGAAAUUAUAUGAUACGUUGUAGAUCAGCCACGAUCAGUUUUAUGAAUGUACAAUGAUUUUAUGCUCUCGGAUAUCACAGAUUCCUAAUGAACAAAACGCUUUGUAGAGAACUGUGAGUGGUAGAUUUAUAAAAUGCCAUACGACGCAAGUUGCGCGCACCAAAAUAGAAUCAUAUAUGAAUGUAUAGAGUAAAUAAAACAUUUAAGAUUGAAA
This is a messenger RNA of Actinia tenebrosa (Australian red waratah sea anemone), 7646 nucleotides long. RefSeq lists its product as uncharacterized. The record is from RefSeq and is a predicted model, not a curated record. NCBI's taxonomy places the organism in Eukaryota, Metazoa, Cnidaria, Anthozoa, Actiniaria, Actiniidae. Gene Ontology annotation, biological process: protein phosphorylation. Gene Ontology annotation, molecular function: ATP binding; protein kinase activity; protein binding.